This is a messenger RNA of Lottia gigantea (owl limpet), 918 nucleotides long. RefSeq lists its product as hypothetical. The record is from RefSeq and is a predicted model, not a curated record. The transcript has 2 exons. The coding region runs from base 1 to 918 and encodes 305 amino acids. NCBI's taxonomy places the organism in Eukaryota, Metazoa, Mollusca, Gastropoda, Lottiidae.
AUGGAUAGAGUUGUUUGCUUGGCUAUCAUGUUCCACAGAGCACCAAAACAUUCCAAGAUGUCGGUGGUUUACGUCGAUUAUUACGAAGAUGAGUUGAAGCGCCGUCUUGAAAAGCUUUCCCGCGUUUACGACAUGUCUACUAUGAAGAUCUUUAUGGCAGUGGAGGCAAUCGGAGAAACGUUGAUGUACAAUACAUACAGCAGAGAAAAACAACAUCGCUGGGAAUUCUUUAUCACCAGACGAGAAGCUUGCCGACUUGAUCUUGAUAAACACGACAGAACGCGCGAUAAAUACUUAUACUUUCUCCUUCAUAUUCCCGCCGAAAUUCAAGGUCAACAAUUUCAUGCCGCCAUGUUGUCACAGCUUCAUUCUCGAGGUGCAGUAGAUACAUUCCAUUACCUGACGUUCACCAAAGAGGAAGACUCGGCAGCCUCGUUCUGUGGAUUUUUGUGCCGUCUGUUUUCCAGGAAAAUUGAAAUGUGGUUUAAUUCCUUCGAGGCUCUUGCGAUUCAACUCACAGCACAUGUAAAAGUUUCAAACAUGGUUCGUGUUUUAUCUGGACAGAUUGACGCUCUGUGUCGUAGAAAAGGAAAACUACACGUCAUGAAUAUUAAAUCUACUGGUCUUUCUACACCAAGACCGUUAGAUAUAGCCGAACUGUGCCUUGCCAAAUGUAUGGCUAUCCAAAAUGGUUUAGCCUCGCCAAAUGAACUCAGACUAACUCUACUCAUCUGUCAUUUUACAAACGAACGUCCAAUUCUAAGACUGUGGGAAUACCGACCCUCAGCUGAGAUGGAACGAGCGAUUCGGGAAGCUGAUAUAGAUAAAAUGAUCGAUGCUGGAAAACUAACACAGUAUCACGAAUUCUGGAAAGGAAAUGUUCAUAAAUUCACUGAAUUAGUUCAUGUUUACAAAUAA